Messenger RNA from Tachysurus fulvidraco (yellow catfish), 1237 nucleotides. RefSeq names its product signal-regulatory protein beta-1-like. The record is from RefSeq and is a predicted model, not a curated record. The transcript is spliced from 3 exons. Bases 42 to 629 code for a protein of 195 amino acids. NCBI's taxonomy places the organism in Eukaryota, Metazoa, Chordata, Actinopteri, Siluriformes, Bagridae. Gene Ontology annotation, biological process: response to bacterium.
AUAAAUGAGACACAAACUGUAGAAUUGAUAAGAAAUGAACAAUGAGCAGUUUCUGGAUUUUACUUUUCAUCUUCAGCACCAUGUACACAGUCCAUGCUGGUAGACACUGGGUUACUGCACAAUCUGUCAAAAAGCCACCAGUUUAUCAGCCUGAUAAAGAGCUCAGUGUGAAUAUCGGAGUCUCGGCGACUCUACGGUGUUGUUAUGAUUCUCAGAAUGUGAUUGGACAAAUAGACUUGUUUAAACAACCAAAGAAUAAAAAACCUCAGAUUGUAGUCACAGUGUAUAAAAGCAAUAUGGAAACUUUUCACACUGGAUUCCAAAAGUCUUGUUUUGAAAUAGAAAGAUCUUCAAACUGCUUCAGUAUUAUAAUUUUAAACACCACUCAGUCUGAUGAAGCCAUGUACUACUGUGCAGUGAGGAGACCCAACAUUGUGUUUGGAGAUGGAACUUAUUUACAAAUUAAAGGUGAUCAUGUUACUAUUGCAUCAGAAACAUCUAAAGCAGCUCUGUGUGAUCAUUCAGUGGUGUGUGAACCAACACUGCAUGGAAACAACACUAACACCAACACACAACACAACACAGGUGAGAUGUCAGUGUUUUGUACUAAUCUAAAUAUAGUGUGGUGAAAUAACAGAAUCAGAAAUGAUCAGAUCUCUACAUCGGACAGUGAUCGGUUUGGGAUCGGCUUUGGGUUUGUGCGCACUUCUGAUUUUCUGUCUCACUUAUUACAUACUGAGGAGAAGAAAAGGUGAUAAAAGUAAGUGUUUUUGUCAUCAGAUAAUAAUCAGUUCAGUUCUGUAAAAAUGACUAACAGUUUUCUUUUUCUUAAUAGUGAAUUCUCCAGAAAGGAGGAAGGUAAGUUUUAGAUUAUAGUCAUGAAUCUACAUCCUUUUACUGUAUUUGCUUCUACAUUCAUGUACUGCUACUUAUAAUUUAUAUGUAAUAUAAUCUCACUUUAAUAUGAUCUGUUGCUCUGUACAAUUUAAGACAUUUUUUAUAAAUGAAUUUAUUUUUUUUUUUUUUUAGGAUUCACAUUUUGACCCUUUGACUUAUGCAGCAUUGCAGAGAAGUGAAUUUUACUUGUCAGACAAUUUGGUGUACUCCAAAGUGAUGUAUAUGAAACUGUAAUAUAUUAAAUAACUGAUAAUAAUAAUAAUAAUAAUAAUAAUAAUAAUAAUAAUAAUAAUAAUAAGAAGAAGAAGAAGAAGAAGAAGAAGAAGAUAAUAAGAAGAGG